GACGCGAGCUCCACGACGCCCGACAGCUCCGGGACGACGGAGUCCGACAAGGAGCUGCACGGCGGCGCCGCGCAGGGUGCUGCCGGAGCCCAGGGGCCGCGGAGCGCCAGCCGCAGCGCGGUGCGCCGGCGGCUGCUGGCUGACCAGGACCUCCCCAGGGCACGUCGCCUUGCCAGAGGCGCCUGCCCGCUACUGGCCGCUGGUCCGGAGCAUCGAGCGGCUGGCGGACCUGCGGCGCAG
Messenger RNA from Prorocentrum cordatum, 240 nucleotides. The record is from the annotation of a GenBank genome assembly. NCBI's taxonomy places the organism in Eukaryota, Dinophyceae, Prorocentrales, Prorocentraceae.